AUGGCUCGUACGAAAAAGAAGCCGUGGCUUGAGAAAGGCCGCGCCAACCGCCUCGCGGGCACGCCGGGCGCAAACAAACCGGCGAAAGCGCAGAAAGCGAGCGCCAAUGCCAAAAAAGCCGGGUCACAACCGCAGCCACCGAGGAAGAAGCAAAGGCCAUCGACCGAUAUCGCCGCUCCCGCCAUCUCCGCGACAGCUCCUCAACCUACCAACACCACCGACGGCGCGCAACAAGAGGAAGCGAAGAACGACCAGCAGCAGCAGCACCAAGACGCAUAUAUCCCCUUCGACCCCAACGAGCGCAUUCUCAUCAUCGGAGAUGGCGACUUCAGCUUCGCGCGCAGCAUCGUCGAGCACCACGGCGCCGCCGACGUGCUGGCAACCGCGUACGAUACGCGCGACGAGCUGCUGCGCAAGUACCCGCAGGCCGAGGCGAAUAUGGCGUACAUCGAAGGAGAAGGUGGAUGCAGAGUGUUGUGUGGCGUGGACGCGACAAAGCUGGGGUCGUAUAAGGAAGUGAAGAAGGGUGGGCAGGGAGAGGGGCUGGUGGAGGAAAACGAGGGCGCUAGGGAAGCGAGGGGAAGAGGCGGCGGCGGCGGUGGUUGGGACAGGAUCAUCUUCAACUUCCCGCACGUCGGCGGGAAGAGCACGGAUGUCAAUCGGCAGGUCCGGUACAACCAAGAACUCCUCGUGUCCUUCUUCACCGCCGCGGCGCCCCUCCUCUCCGCGCUGCCCGCCCCGCAAUCUCCCGUCUCUGCCAACCCCACCAUCAUCGUCACGCUCUUCGAAAGCGAACCCUACACCCUUUGGAACGUCAAGGACCUCGCCCGCCACGUCGGCCUCAAGGUCCAGCGCUCCUUCAAGUUCCAAGCCAGCGCAUACCCCGGUUACAAGCACGCCCGGACGCUGGGUAAUAUCGAGGGUGAGAUGGGCGGGAAGUGGAAGGGCGAGGAGAGGAGUGCGCGGUCCUACAUUUUUGAGGCCGGCGAUGGUGCGGGUGGGGGCAAAAUUAGAGGCGGCGGCGGCGAUGCUGGUGCUGGGGCAGGAAAAAAGAGGAAGAAGGGUGGAGAUGAAAGUGAUUCGGAUGAGGAUUGA
Molecule: messenger RNA, 1095 nt
Organism: Lasiodiplodia theobromae
Lineage: Eukaryota; Fungi; Ascomycota; Dothideomycetes; Botryosphaeriales; Botryosphaeriaceae
Exons: 2
Coding region: 1-1095 (364 amino acids)
Biological process (GO): rRNA base methylation
Cellular component (GO): cytoplasm
Molecular function (GO): rRNA (uridine-N3-)-methyltransferase activity
Source: RefSeq, a predicted model, not a curated record